This is a messenger RNA of Ilex paraguariensis (yerba mate), 821 nucleotides long. The record is from the annotation of a GenBank genome assembly. Lineage: Eukaryota; Viridiplantae; Streptophyta; Magnoliopsida; Aquifoliales; Aquifoliaceae.
UUUCCUUCCGACCAGAGACGUCAAAUUUACAGAUGGAACAACAAAAGCUUGAGCAACAGCCAAUAAUUAUAGCCAUGAAAGGACAUCCGGGCACAGGCAAGAGCACACUAGCCCACUCCAUAGCUUCAUCUCUCAAAUGCCCUCUAAUCGACAAAGACCAUGUCCGUGAUUCCACACAGUCUCUUCAACAAACCCUGCUCCUCCUUUCCUCGCCGCCGGCCACCGCUCACAAUCUGCUUAACGACUUAUCCUACGAAAUCCUAUUUCAAAUGGGUUCGACCCAGGUGGGUUUGGGUCUCAGCGUCGUGAUAGACUCGCCGCUGUCUCGCCGGACUCACCUCGACAGGUUAGAACAACUGGCGGCGGUGUCUGGGGCAAGGAUUGUGAUCGUUGAGUGUCAGCCGAAUGAUGUUUCCGAGUGGCGCCGGCGACUGGAGAGGAGGGGUGAGGCGGAUGGGUCGAGUUGGCACAAGCCGGCGUCGUGGCCGGAGUUGGAGAGGCUGGUGGAGGGGUACGGUGGGUGUACGGAGUACGACGUUGGAGAGGUGCCGAAGGUGGUGGUGGACACGACGGCGGCGGUGGGUGUGGAAGAGCAGGUGGCUUUUGUGCUGGAGUUUAUUGCUUCUUCUGGUGGUGGUGGUGGUGGUCGUCGUCGUCGUGGUUCUUUUUGUCCCAACUAGGCAAACUGGGUCAAGUGCUGGCUUGAAAUCACUGGAAGAAGAAAAGGUCGUCGGAUAAAUCCAGUAGGUAAGGACUGUGACGUUUUGACAUCAUGUUGGAUUUUCUUGUCCAUUUGGUUUUUUUUCUUUUCAAUCACGUAG